ACAUUGUUGUUUAUUGUGUAAUAAUCGUUAAAUUUUGCUGUAUUUUUUAGUGAAAUGUGAACAAGACUGAGAUUUAACACUCUUGUUCAUCAUGACGCUUCGAUUAUUAAUGAUUUGCAGGGAGGUUCCUGCAGUCUUGAGAUCUUCCUUUCUCCCAACUUGCCAGCGUCAAUUAUUGAAACCUCCCGAGCAGGUACACAUUAUUCGUUACAACCGAAUUGGACGAAAUCCUCGGAAUGAAUCGUUUACCCCCCGCACAACAAUCGUUCCUACGGAGGUUCAAGGACUCAUUGGUUCCAGCCACAUCGAUCCUUCGAAGUUAUGGAAGUCGUUUGUCUUCACAAUUGCGUUCAGUACCGGUAGUUUUAUUGGAGUUACGAUAUGGGAAUACGAAACCAUACGGUCGCGAGCAAUGAAUGCAUUGCGAAACAAGUUGAAUCUACACUGGUUUAGGGAUCGCGUAAAAGUAGGCCGCCAGGAGAUGACUCAAUGGCAGAGAGAUGUAAAUGAUUGGUGGAACCGAUUGUCACCUGGGCAGCGUGUAUUUGUUCCGAUCUGUGCAUUAAAUCUCCUGGUCUACGGAUUGUGGAGGGUGCCAGUAUUACAACCGACAAUGGUGAAAUAUUUCGCCUCGAACCCUGCGGCAAAGGCAAUCUGUUGGCCAAUGGUGCUUUCCACUUUCAGUCACUAUUCGUUUUUUCAUAUUGCCGCCAAUAUGUACGUGUUGCACAGUUUUAGCCAUGCGGCAGUGGCUAGCCUUGGGCGGGAGCAAUUUCUCGGUAUGUACCUGAGCGCUUGUGUGAUUGCAUCAUUCGCCAGUCAUGUGUUCAAAACUGUUAUGCGUCAACCAGGACUUUCACUAGGAGCAUCAGGUGCUAUAAUGGCCGUUUUGGCUUACGUUUGCAGUCAAUAUCCGGAUACGCAGCUUAGCAUUCUGUUUUUACCGAUGUACACGUUUUCGGCAGGAGCAGCCAUCAAAGUUAUAAUGGGAAUUGAUUUGGCUGGUGUGCUGCUGGGUUGGAAGAUUUUCGACCACGCUGCACAUCUGGGUGGAGCACUGUUCGGAUUGUUUUGGGCAUACUAUGGCAGCUAUCGAGUUUGGCCUCUAAGAGAACAUUUCGUUGGCUAUUGGCACGAAAUGAGAGGACCACCGAAAAAAUAAGCAUAGAUUAAAAUUGCUUUGUUGUAAGACAGUAGGAAAUUUGUUUUCUUUAUUUAUGGGUAUCGAUGAGAUAGUUCGAAUACAUGAUCGUGAAUAGAGCUAAGGAUGACAAA
Messenger RNA from Malaya genurostris, 1275 nucleotides. RefSeq names its product presenilins-associated rhomboid-like protein, mitochondrial (gene rho-7). NCBI's taxonomy places the organism in Eukaryota, Metazoa, Arthropoda, Insecta, Diptera, Culicidae. The record is from RefSeq and is a predicted model, not a curated record. Bases 92 to 1162 code for a protein of 356 amino acids. The transcript is spliced from 4 exons. Gene Ontology annotation, cellular component: membrane. Gene Ontology annotation, molecular function: serine-type endopeptidase activity.